AUGACAUUCUUGCAAGCACUAGAAAAAUCGUCUACCGUUGAGCUGUACACGUACAUCAUUCUUCUACUGACAAGCGUGCUGCUCUAUAUCUUCUCCGACUACUUUAAAAAAUGUAUCCUUGCCCUGCGGUUACCCGGCCCAAAGGCCUACCCAAUCAUUGGCAGCUGUUUGGAAAUCACCAAAACGGGACUCGUAUCGCAAGAGAUGGCCAAUGCGUACAAAAAAUAUGGCCCGCUGGCACGCUUCUGGCUUUCAGCCUAUCCGAUGUUCGUCGUGUUCGAUCCGGACGACCUGAAGGUGAUUCUGUCGUCGAAAAAGCACACCGAUAAGUCGGUCUUUUACAAGCUGCUGCACAAUUUCCUCGGCCGCGGUCUCAUCACUAGCAGUGGUCAUAAGUGGAGCUCCCACCGGAAGCUUAUCCAGCCCUCGUUCAGUAUAGCGAUAUUGGAGAAAUUCACCGAAACAUUCUCCGACAGUGCAUCGGCGCUGAUCGACAAGCUGCCAAAGGAGGAAACGGUUCUUAACGUCACAGAGUAUGUGAAUAACUGCGUACUGGACAUCCUCAAUGAGGCCGUGCUAGGAGUCCCCGUAAAAUCGACUGAUAAGAAGGAGAUGGAAACGUCACCGUUCCGACAAGGAAAAGUAGUGGCACCGUACCGGCUUACUCACCCGUGGUUGCUGUUUAAUUUCAUCUACAAACUGACCGACGCGGCAACCGUCGAACUUGACCAGAAGAAACAGUUGGAGGAGUUCUCUAGAAAGAUGAUCGAUCGCCGACGGGAAGCACUGAAGACGCAGAAACCCACCGAUAGGCGCUGCCUGAUGGACUUUAUGAUUGAGAUAUCCAAUGAAAACCCGGACUUCACCGAGGACGACAUCAUCGACGAAGCGUGCACAUUCAUGCUGGCGGGGCAAGAUUCGGUCGGUGCGGCGUUGGCGUUCACACUGUUCCUGCUCGCACGUCAUCAGGACCACCAGGCAAAGUGCUACGAGGAGAUUCGUCAGCACAUCGGUUCCGACCCGAGCAUGCUGCCCACGGCCGAGAACAUCCGCGAGCUGCGCCAUCUAGAGGCGUGCAUCAAGGAAAGCCUCCGCCUGUACCCGAGCGUCCCGCUGAUGGCGCGCAAGAUUGGCGAGGAUGUACGGGUGGGCAAGUAUCAACUCCCGGCCGGUAGCGAAGUACUGAUCCUACCCUACGCCACCCACCGGGUCGAACACGUGUAUCCUGAUCCGGAGCGGUUCAAUCCCGAGCGAUUCGGAGACGGAGCGCCCCAUCAGAACCCGUACGCGUUCCUUCCGUUCAGUGCCGGUCCGCGCAACUGCAUAGGGUACAAGUUUGCGUACAUAGAAAUGAAGACAAUCGUGUCACGAGUGCUGCAAAAUUUCCACCUUUCGCCGGCACCGGGCAAAGAGGAGGUGCUACCCAUCUUCCGCAUGACUCUUCGGGCGAAAGGCGGUCUGUGGGUCAAGCUGACGCCAAGGAAGGUGGUAUCCUAG
This is a messenger RNA of Anopheles coustani, 1497 nucleotides long. RefSeq names its product probable cytochrome P450 4aa1 (gene Cyp4aa1). The record is from RefSeq and is a predicted model, not a curated record. Gene Ontology annotation, molecular function: heme binding; monooxygenase activity; iron ion binding. The transcript is spliced from 8 exons. Bases 1 to 1497 code for a protein of 498 amino acids. Lineage: Eukaryota; Metazoa; Arthropoda; Insecta; Diptera; Culicidae.